AUGGGUCUAGGUAUACUUGAGCCCCGGAUCGUAGUUUCCGGUUACCGGGUACCUGGCACAGUUUUGUUGGACUCCGAUGCAAUGACCUCGGAGGAAGCCAUCCGGCUCGAAGCAGCUGGCUUGAAGAAAGGAUCUGGCAAGAAUGCAGAGGUUGUGCUGGUCCCGCAGCCGUCAUCUGAUCCCAAUGACCCUCUUAACUGGCCGCUUUGGCAGCGGGACCUUAUCCUUCUAUUUUACUGUUACUGUACGCUUUGCUGUAUUGGCGGCGUUGGCCCGAUCUUGUCCUCUAUGGUUAUACCCUUGAUUAUGGAAUGGAAAAUAACUUUUACCGACGCAUCUCUACUCCUUGGAUACCAGCUCUGCGCUGUAGGUGCUGUCGGAGUUGUCGUUUCUGCUUGCGCCCGCAAGUAUGGAAAGCGCCCUACACUCCUCUGGUCAAUAUCUUGCGCUUUUGGUGGAACAAUCUGGGCGGCGCGGGCUCAAUCAUACGGCUCAAUGCUUGGAGCUCGUGUUAUGCAAGGACUCGGGAUUGCCAUGUUUGAGAGUGUUACAUACGCCAUCGUUGGUGAUAUGUACCAUGUUCAUCAAAGAGGAACACGAAUGACCUUCUACAUCAUGGCGCAGUCCGGGAUCGCCCAGCUUCCGACCACAAUCGCUGGCAAGAUUACGAUGGAUCUUGGAUGGCGUUGGGUCUUCUACCUUUUGUCCAUUUUUAUGGGCAUCGCCUGGAUCGUUGCGGUCUUCUUUGGCUGGGAGACCCAAUUCAAUCGCAAGGCUAUCUACAAUCUUGAUAUUGGAUUUCAGAACGAUAUUGACGAUGUAAUGGAACGCGUGACCGAUGACGGAGUUAUGGAACCUAAGAAGCCAGAACAAACACCACCAGUUACUACAGAAGGCAAGACCCGCGAGUCCUACGCGCAGAGACUCAGGCCAUUCCAUGGGGUUUUCACAGAUGACGCUCUUUGGAAGAUGAUCGUCAAACCAUUCUAUAUACUGAUCAAUCCAGCGAUCCUCUGGUCUUGUCUCAUCAUCGCCUUUACCACUGUUUGGAUAGUUGUCAUCUCGUCUGUCAUUGCACAAGCUUUCGCUGUGCCACCAUUUUCACUUACAAUUGCUCAGCAAGGAUACAUGUCAGCUGGGCCGCUUGUGGGGGGUUUAUUGGGCUGUAUUUGCUGUGGUCUAGUCUGUGACCCCAUUGCCAGAUAUUUGACAAAGAAGAACAAAGGCAUCUAUGAACCCGAGUUCCGACUGCCAAUGAUGAUUGCGGUUCCGGUCGUUUCAACAAUGGGGUAUUUCCUGUUCGGCAACCUGAUUCAGCAAGGGCAAAACCCUGUUUGCGCGUCAGUGAUGUUCGGUCUCGUGUUCGUUUCUGUACAGUUUGCUGCAGUUUCGACUGGUUCAUAUAUCAUCGAUGCAUUCCGUGACAUUAACGUAGAGGUGUUCAUCAUCUCGAUGACACUCAAGAACUUUAUGUUCUUCGGCUUCACUUUCUUCUUAAACGAUUGGUUCGCCGCAGCUGGUCCCGCCAAAAUGUUCGACACUAUCGGCGGUGUUCAACUUGCUUUAUCAUUAACGACGAUCCCAAUCUAUAUAUUUGGCAAGAGAAUCAGAGCUUGGUGGCAUUCUUACAACCUUCUGGUUGCGAACGAAGUCUUGUAG
Molecule: messenger RNA, 1659 nt
Organism: Penicillium daleae
Lineage: Eukaryota; Fungi; Ascomycota; Eurotiomycetes; Eurotiales; Aspergillaceae
Product: MFS general substrate transporter
Exons: 3
Coding region: 1-1659 (552 amino acids)
Biological process (GO): transmembrane transport
Molecular function (GO): transmembrane transporter activity
Source: RefSeq, a predicted model, not a curated record